Hypoxylon trugodes is the source of this 2124-nucleotide messenger RNA. RefSeq lists its product as uncharacterized. The coding region runs from base 1 to 2124 and encodes 707 amino acids. Gene Ontology annotation, molecular function: ATP-dependent chromatin remodeler activity; ATP binding. The transcript has a single exon. The record is from RefSeq and is a predicted model, not a curated record. NCBI's taxonomy places the organism in Eukaryota, Fungi, Ascomycota, Sordariomycetes, Xylariales, Hypoxylaceae.
AUGUUGACGCAACAGCCUCUGCGUGGCAUCCAGGGCGGCUGUUUAGGGGAUGCGAUGGGCCUCGGCAAAACGGUGGAGGUCAUCGCCACCUUUGCCAUUUUCGCCAUGAUCAAGGCGAACCACGAGGAAGUACGUAGAUUCUGGAAAGAUGGCACUACGACGGGGGGUCGGUCGCAUCUGGCCGAGCAGCGGACGGGGGAUGAAACCCAGUGUCCCAGCCAGCAGACCUCGCCAUACCCGACAAGCUGUACUUGCGUCAGAUCAGGCGACGCGUACAAGAUCGCGACGACGAUGCCGACGCUCCCGACAGUAUGCGUGGUACCGCCUACCGCUAUGCGCGGUUGGGUAGCCGAGUACGACAAAGUCAUCGACACAGCGCACCCUGUAGCAAGCCGCUUGAAGCUCUCGGUGGCGCACGAAGACUACAAGAGAGAGGAAAGGCUCUACCACGGAGAGGAUCAAGUGAAAGAUACACAUGGGGUUGCUGUGCAGCAGGAGGACGUGAGUAUGCGGUUGCUCGUAAAGGGCCGGGUCGGCUUAGCUAAUAGGCUCAUUCUUGUCAGUCGUCACGGCGCCACGAAACUUCAUGCUAGGUACGACCAAACGAGAACCAACAUCGCCGAUAGAAACGGGAAACUGAUCCGAGAGAACCUUAUGGGAACUGCGUUUGUCUUUUUCGACGAGUCGCAUCAGUAUAACGGCUCGCCGGAUAGCCCUACCGAUCCUUUUCGACUUCUGGGCAAGCUUCGAGACAGCGGCUGGAAGGAGCCGUCGGCUUUCACAGUAUCCGCGUCAAUUCCCAUGGCCGGACCCGUCCAGCUUGCUAAUGUCAUCGAUCAUAUUCUAAAAAGCAGGCGUCUGCAAGGCUUGGAGGCUAAGAUCGGUGGCAUUAGCGAUGUGGGCGUUUUCAAAGAUAGGCAAGCCGACUAUAACUACCUGCUGGGUAAACUUGACCGAGCAAAAGACCCGAAAGCAAAAAAGGAGGUUAAAAUACGUCGAGGGAGGCUCAGCGCAUUGGAGGAAGAGCUGGCUCCUCUGGUGCUAAUGGCUCGUCGUCCUGCGGAUGAGUUCAGAGGGAAGCAGAUUGGCGAAGGGAGCCAGGAGAUUAUCGUGGAGUUCAUCAACUGCCCGAUGAGAGACGGUGCGGCUCAGGAUGCAUUUAGACGCCUGGUAGCUGAGGUGCGGAGCUACGUGAGACUAACCCUACAAAAACAAAAGCAAGAGUGGGAGCAAGGCGGCCAAGUAGGACCAGAACCCUCCGAACGCAGCGUCGAGAAAAACCUCUUCAGAGGCAGCAAUGUGAGGGCUAGGCUGAGCGGAAGAUCCGGUCACGCAUGGACGCGACUUGUGCGAGCAGGAGUAUAUCCGGCCCUCGCUCGCCUGAUAGAGGCAGACCUGAUCCAAGACGAAGACCUGCAUCACGGGACUAUCAACCCGCUUGGGGCCCGGGCGUGCAAGGCAUACCUGGCCCAGGGCCGUGCAGCCAUGGUUAAGGUAUUUGAGAUGUCUUCACUUUCGCGAUGUCGCUGGGAACUUGCGCAAGAGUCUGCCAAGUUCACCAAGCUCCGCGACUUCGUGGACGACAUGAUUUCGUACAGAAGCAAAGUACCAACCGCAGACGACCCCGGCCCACGUGACGGAACAAACAUUCGCCAUAUGAUCGUCCUCGCCAAUUCGCCCUGUUCCGCAUUUAUCACCUACAUGCAAUUAGCCUAUGUCUACAAGGAAGUAAAGGUGAUGCUAAUUAAUGCCUCUACGAAACAUGAAGCGGGCGCUAGCGAUAGCGGGUACGGCAGGAGUCAGAUCAUAGAGGACCUCAACUCGCCCUGCAACGAGACCUCUCCCAACAAGAUCCUCGUCUCUACCUAUACCAUAUGCGCAGCGGCGUUAAACCUCCAGCGAGCCAACUACUGCGUCAUGAUGGAGCCGGCCAGAACGAUGGAUGUGGAGAAGCAGGCGGCUGCGCGGGUCAACCGGCGAGGGCAGGACAUGAACACCGUGACGGUUAUGUUGUAUGAUAACCGGAACCUUGCCGAGUCGGUUCGGCUGUCGAGGAGAGCUAACCACGAAGAGAUGCUGUCGUGGAAGGAUAACGAAAUACCCUGGGAUACAUUUGUGUGUUGA